AGAGCGGCCGCAACUGGAGUAAAGGCAAAGAUGAGCGCUCGAGAGUGGCGCCGGGAAAGAGUUGAUCUACAGGCAGUAUUUUAGACCAGGAUUAACGGGAGGAAUCAUCUUUUGUCAGCUUUUCGAUCAAGUCAUGCAAAGACUCAGUACACUGUCUGAAUGCCCUUCGCUCUGGCGCUCAAUCCCCUGUCCUCGCUCCGAGCUGAGGCUGGAUAUUGUGCUCUCCUGUGGUCAGUCCUUCCGAUGGCGGGAGAAGAGCCCUGGACAUUGGACAGGAGUCUUGGCCAGUCGUGUGUGGAUAUUGACACAGACCCCGACUCACAUCUGGUACCAGACUUACUACAAGGAGACAGAUAGUGCUCUGCAGGAACCAACGGGGCACAGAAAGAGGAAAGGCCUGCUGACAAGUCAGGUCAGUGUUAAGAUGAGAAAGGAAAACACUUUGAAAAGAAAACGAAGAAGAGAAGAUGGGAAUGCUCAACAUGCUGCGAAGAUGUUUGCUGAAGAGAAGGUGGAACCAGUGGAGUGCACACAGCAGAUCACUGACACCACGCACGGAACAUCGAGGCAGGAGUCAGCAACUGCCGGUCAGGAGGAGGACAAGAUUUUGCGCGACUAUUUUCAGCUGCAUGUGCGGCUGAGCGACCUGUACUCCCUGUGGAUGCAAGCUGACAAGCACUUUGCACAGGUGGCUCAGGACUUCCCAGGUGUCCGCAUUCUGCGACAAGAUCCUACAGAAUGCCUCUUCUCUUUCAUCUGUAGCUCCAACAACCACAUCUCGCGCAUCGCCGGGAUGGUUGAGCGUCUGUGCCACGCCUACGGGGAAAGGCUGUGCCAGCUGGACUCCUGCACCUACCACGCAUUCCCCACACUGCAGGUGCUGGCUGGAAAUAAUGUGGAAAAAGAGUUACGAAAACUAGGAUUUGGAUACCGAGCAAAGUUCAUCAGCCAGACCGCCAAGAUGAUACUGGAAAAACAUGGCCCUGAUUGGCUGAAUUCCCUGCGGGAGACAUCAUAUGAGGAAGCAAAGCGUGCCCUGUGCACUUUACCUGGUGUGGGGGCAAAGGUGGCUGACUGCAUUUGUUUGAUGUCUCUGGAUAAGCCAGGUGUUAUUCCAGUGGACACACAUGUCUGGCAGAUCACAAAGCGCGAUUACCUCUCCCACUUGGGGGCAGGUAAGAAGAGUCUCACUGACAAGGUGUAUAGAGAAAUUGGUGACUUUUAUCGCAGCCUUUGGGGUCCUUUUGCUGGCUGGGCACACUCUGUUCUCUUUUCAGCAGACUUAAAGAAGUUCCAAGUAUACAAGUCCAAGCAAGAGCGGCAACAGGAUAAUAACACCAGCAGUUGACAGCAGAACUUACUGGAGAAUAACACUUUAUAGUCUACACUGAUCAUAUUCUUGUAACUGGGUCUGUGGAACCAUUGUCAACAUUUCUUGGUUUCUCAUACUCUGUCACCUCAGUCGGAGAUUUAUGAAGUAGUGCACUACCUGCGGUGUUAUCCUUUAGGCUAGAAACAACUGAGGCUGAUGGAUAUAUGAGGUACCUUACGGAAGGAGAUGGCAGGUAAGAUCCAUGUCCUGGCCAAUAUUUAUCCCUCGCUCACCAACACUAUAACAGGUUAUCUGGAUCACAUCAAAUUACUGUUUGUGGGAGCUUGGUCUGUCUCUAACUUGUUUACUGUAGUGAGCACAAUUUAGAAAUACUUCACCUACUCUAAAAUACUUUAACAACAGGAAUUCUGCAGAUGCUGGAAAUUCAAGCAACAUACAUCAAAGUUGCUGGUGAACGCAGCAGGCCAGGCA
Messenger RNA from Mobula hypostoma (lesser devil ray), 1804 nucleotides. RefSeq names its product 8-oxoguanine DNA glycosylase (gene ogg1). Gene Ontology annotation, biological process: base-excision repair, AP site formation; nucleotide-excision repair; base-excision repair. The record is from RefSeq and is a predicted model, not a curated record. Lineage: Eukaryota; Metazoa; Chordata; Chondrichthyes; Myliobatiformes; Myliobatidae. Gene Ontology annotation, molecular function: 8-oxo-7,8-dihydroguanine DNA N-glycosylase activity; damaged DNA binding. The transcript has 8 exons. Gene Ontology annotation, cellular component: nucleus. The coding region runs from base 134 to 1348 and encodes 404 amino acids.